Trichechus manatus latirostris (Florida manatee) is the source of this 1356-nucleotide messenger RNA. RefSeq names its product immediate early response 5 like (gene IER5L). The record is from RefSeq and is a predicted model, not a curated record. Bases 185 to 1177 code for a protein of 330 amino acids. NCBI's taxonomy places the organism in Eukaryota, Metazoa, Chordata, Mammalia, Sirenia, Trichechidae. The transcript has 2 exons.
CAUAAGCCCGCGGGUGGCGCGCAGCGCUUGGUGGCGGCGCCUCUGGGAGCGCAGCCGACCCGCUGACCCGGGCGCCGUUCCCCUUGCCCAGCGCGCCCCAGAGGCCGGCUGGAAGCAGAAACAGCAGCAGCAUUAGCUUUAGCAGCGGCGGCGGCUGCUUUGCCGCCGCCGUCUCCGCGGGAGCAUGGAGUGCGCCCUGGACGCCCAGAGCCUGAUCAGCAUCUCCCUGCGCAAGAUCCACAGCUCCCGGACCCAGCGCGGCGGCAUCAAGCUGCACAAGAACCUCCUGGUGUCCUACGUGCUUCGCAACGCGCGCCAGCUCUACCUGAGCGAGCGCUACGCCGAGCUCUACCGGCGCCAGCAGCAGCAGCAGCAGCAGCAACAGCAGCAGCCGCCCCACCACCAGCACCAGCACCUCGCGUACGCGGCGCCGGGCAUGCCAGCCAGCGCGGCCGACUUCGGCCCGCUCCAACUUGGCGGCGGUGGGGACGCGGAGGCGCGCGAGCCUCCCGCCCGGCACCAGCUGCACCAGCUCCACCAGCUUCACCAGCUGCAUCUCCAGCAGCAGCUGCACCAACACCAGCACCCGGCCCCCAGGGGCUGGGCGGCCCCUCCGGCCGCCGCUUCCCCGCCUUCCUCCCCGACCCCUUCCUCCUCCCCCGGCUUCUACCGGGGCGCGUACCCGGCCCCCUCGGACUUCGGCGUGCACUGCAGCAGCCAGACCACCGUGCUAGACCUGGACACUCACGUGGUGACCACGGUGGAGAACGGCUACUUGCACCAAGACUGCUGCGCCUCCGCCCACUGCCCCUGCUGUGGCCAGGGCGCCCCGGGACCGGGCCUGGCGCCCGCCGCCGGCUGCAAGCGCAAGUAUUACCCGGGCCAGGAGGAGGACGACGACGACGAGGAGGACGCGGGCGAGCUGGGGGCCGAGCCCCCCGGGGGCGCCCCGUUCGCCCCCUGCAAGCGCGCCCGCUUCGAGGACUUCUGCCCGGACGCGUCCCCGGACGCGUCCAACAUCUCAAACUUGAUCUCCAUCUUUGGCUCGGGCUUCUCGGGGCUGGUGAGCCGACAGCCGGACUCCUCGGAGCAGCCGCCGCCGCUCAACGGGCAGCUGUGCGCCAAGCAGGCGCUCGCCAGCCUCGGCGCCUGGACUCGAGCCAUUGUCGCCUUCUAGGGACCCCCGAAGGCGCGGGUCCCCGGGUCCCCGCGGGGCUGGGGCCAAACAAAGACUUGGGCUAGGGACGAGAGAAGGGAGUGAGCGGGCGCCCGGCCACUCGGGGCUGACCUGGGGGCGAGCAGUGGGUGGCGGCUGAUGUUUUAUAAAUUGUAAAAUAAAAAGAAAAAGAAAUCUAA